Molecule: messenger RNA, 2253 nt
Organism: Scaptodrosophila lebanonensis
Lineage: Eukaryota; Metazoa; Arthropoda; Insecta; Diptera; Drosophilidae
Exons: 5
Coding region: 189-848 (219 amino acids)
Cellular component (GO): membrane
Source: RefSeq, a predicted model, not a curated record
UGCUCGAUGUAUCAAGACACCCGACCCGCAACAUUUGCGAGUGUCAGUCCAUUUUUGUAAACGUGGCGCUUCAGUCGUCAGUGCUUGGAACUGUGCUCGUGUGCUACAACGACCACGUCAGAGACGACAACGACAUCGACGGCGGCUGCGGCAACGAGAGACAUCAAGUUCAAAAUCAGCGCCUGACAAUGAGAAGCACAUGCACAGCCAUAGUUGGGCGCCUACUGGUAACAUCAGCAAAAGGCACAAAAACAACAACGUCAACAACAUUAACAACAACAGGCCUGCCAGCAACUGCAACAACUACAGCUACAACAAUCAAUGAGCACUGCACAGUAUGGCAGCGGCGAUAUCGCCGCUCAACAUUAGCAUCAACGUCUGCGCCGACGUCGGUUUCGGGGCCAUUGUUGCUUCCGCCGUUGGCUAUGACGAGUGCGACGACAUGGCUGCUCCUCGCAUUUUGUCUGCUCAGUUGCUUUUGCUGUUUUACAGCUGCCUUGGAAGAGGACUGCGUUGACUUUCAGGGAAAUAAAGUGAACCAUGGAAUGCUCUAUGUGCCCGGACCAGGCGUUUGUAGCUUAUGCGUUUGCUAUCAUUCCGAGCCACUCUGGUGCAAGGCAAUAUACUGUGAUCCGCCAUAUUUCUGCAAAAAUUUCAGGGUUGGCGAACGCUGCUGCGAGUUUGAGUGUCUCGAUCCACCUGGCGAGGAUAAACUUUAUCAAGAGCGUAUGCGGAAACGCGCUGAAAUUUUGGCUGGAAAUAGCACGGCCUCUUAUGUGAAACUGACCCCGCUGGCCAUGUCCACAAUAAUGCUUACUUUUCUUGGUAACAGCAUUUUCACUUUAUAACUUAAAGACACAUAGUAGCGAAGAGGACGAGAAGCUGCAGCAGCAAGAAGAACAAUUCAUAAUACAUAGUCUUACUCUAAGAGCGCACUUUGAAAACUUUUUCAGCAUGCCAAUAGAGAAUUCCUAUAUGGAAGUUAAAAAUUUUCAAAGAAAAUUUAAAGAAAAAAAACAAAAACUAAACCAAUCAAUUACAUAUUUUCUUGCCCCGUUUUGUUUGUGUUUCUUUCUAACCGAAAUCUGUCUUAACUUAUUACAAUGUAAUAAUUAUAAUUAACAAAUACAUAUAUUUAGGUAAGAGCAUAAAAAGCUACAUAAAAAUGCGUACUACUGAACAAUACGUAGGUUUUCAAAUUUUACCCCUAGACUUGUGUAGGUAUAAUUAAAAAAUAAUUCAAAAAGCAGCAAUUGUAAACCUUUUACUUACACUAUCCCGUUCAGUUAUUUAGAAUAACAAAUCAAACUGCAAAAUUUUUUAACAUUUUAAUGUGAUCGAAAUCAGAAAAGGCAUAUACUAAGUACUUAUAUGUAAGUACAUACUUGUACAUACAUACAUAAUACUGUGUAUACACUUACCACAUAAGUAAACCAAAAUUAUGAAGCGAACGCAAGGGACAGUCUCUUACAUUUAAGUCCAAUUAGAAACAUAAACGAGUAUGUAUAUAUGUAUGUAUAUGUACAUGUAUAUAUGGUAUAUAGUAUAUAUAUAAAUAUAUACUAUAUAUAUACCAUACAUAUAAAAUCAAAAACUUGUUGAUUAGUGAUUAGUUACUCGUAAAUAAACGGAUUGAACAUUCGCGAAUGUGCACCAAGUCCACAUUAGUCCAUGGGUUUACAGUCAGGCAUGACUAUAUAAGAUUAUUUCUUUGUGUAAACAUGUUGCUAGUCUUAGGUGAGGUUGAUUUUGAAUGCCCACACUUGAACAGCAUAUAGUAUAUUAGGUUCUGUUAAUUUGGAAAGCGAUCUAAAAAAACAAAACACAGAGAGCUUGAUCAAUUGUUUUUAUUUGGAAAUCCUGCUUAAAUGCGUAAAUGUGAUAGCGAACGAUUGUAGGACUUAGCAGCAGCCCCCCUUGCCAUUUCAAUAUUGAUUUUCGAAACCACGCCGCAUUCGAAGCUUGCCAUCUCAUGCAGAACCGAUUGUCUUUCGAAUCAAUAUGUUUUUAAAUUGGCCUAUGUACAUUGUCUUUGUUAUUAUCAACAAGUAUGAUUAUGAUUAGAAUCUGCGUUCGACAUAAUUUUGAUAUCAUAAACUGUAGAAAAUUAUACAUACAUACAUAUCUUGACAACAUUUUAAUAUUGUUACUUAUAGCUUAUAAUAUAUAUGUAUUUUAAUAUUUUCAUAUGUAUUGGCAAUCAUACAUAUUAUAUAAAUAAACGUGCAUACCUGGCAUCCGAAUAAUGAUAAA